Molecule: messenger RNA, 1377 nt
Organism: Spodoptera litura
Lineage: Eukaryota; Metazoa; Arthropoda; Insecta; Lepidoptera; Noctuidae
Cellular component (GO): extracellular region
Molecular function (GO): chitin binding
Source: RefSeq, a predicted model, not a curated record
UUCACUAUCAGUAAGGAUGAAAAUAAUAAGUCUUGCUAUAUUUAUUUGUGUGGUCUGUGGGAAGGGCGACGCGGGCGCGAAGGAUGGGCGGCAACAGCGAUUGCUAUUUUACGACGAAGAUGGCAACCUAGUGAAAACGUAUCCCAACCCCUACCCAAACAACCCAUUUCUACAGAACUUGAGGCUCAACGCUGGACACUGGCCGUACUACGGAAGUUUCUUGAACCCAUUUUUUGGUUUUAUUAAAGACUUCGGCAACAUAUUCUCCCUAACAAUUCCAGUAUCAAAUGAGGUGAUAAAACAAAUGCAGAGGGACCCAGCGUACCACAACAAGUUGAUGCUCACUCAAUCUCCAGACCCAGUAAUUGAACCAAACCCUCUUUGUGAGGGCAAGAGGGCACAGGUUCCCUCACCGAAACUCUGUAACAACUACCUUAAUUGCUGGGAUGGAUGGGCCGUGGAGCAAGAAUGCCCUCUUGGACUGCUGUUCUCUAAUCAGGGGUACUGCGACUAUUCUGAUAAUGUGAACUGCGAGAGCAGGAAAUUACGCGAACAGCCUCCAACUCAACCACAAUGCAAGAAAGACUUUGAAGCGUUUCGAAAUGCUCUCGACUGUAACGAGUUCUUCGUUUGUGUUGGACGACAACCGGUGAAGUUUAAGUGUCCUGCUGACCUUUCAUACAACCAGCAACUUGGCGUCUGUGACUAUCCAACACGUGUGGAUUGUGCAUCAACUGCUAUCAACACUGAAGUCUUUGCUCCUCAACCACCUUCAAUCGCACCAUCUGCACCAACUGCUGCACCAUUUGCACCUCCUGCGUCUGCUGCAUCAACUGCCGCUCCACCUGCAUCUUUUGCCUCACCUACUGUACCUACAGCAACAUUUGCUCCACCAUCACCCAUCGUAGCUGCCGCACCUCCAUCUUUAAUUAAACCUGAUGGAAUAAAAACUGUGUUCUCUGAGAACUCUAUUGUCAACACCCAAAGUUGGACGUCUACCCACAUAGCCAUGUCUCGUCAAGACGCUAUCCGCCAACUGCAGCUCGGCAACAUCGCCAAAGCCGAUAUUUAAUUACUCAUUAAUUGUAAUUAUUAUAACCAUAGGCUUUGCUACCUCUACUGCCAUAAUACCUACUUUUAUAUUAAUCUUGACAGUAGACAAAACAAGUCAUGUACUUGUACCACUUUGACUAAAAUAUUGCAACACUAACAGGCCGUGUUCAAAUACAUAUCAAUAAGUAGAAUUGAGAAAUUAAUUGGUUAUAAAUCUAGUUUGGCCACAAGGUGUCUGCCUAGAUUAAUAUUAAUAUCUUAUUUAAGACUUGCUCUAACAGCAAAUUGCAUUUUAAUUUAUUGAAAUUAAUGAUUACUUAAUAA